CACCGGAUGUAUACGUCUCACGUGACCCUCGUGCGGCAAGUAUCUCCUGAUGGAAGCAUGCUCUGUGUAGUUGGAAUUAUAAGUGUUUAUCAAAUUAGGAAUUAGGAGUGUGCCUCAAACGUCAUGAAAGGUGUACGGGCUUUGUGUAGUCUGUGUCAGCAUGGACCUAUUUGGUCUCAGCUUCGUUUGGACAAAACGCGACCUUGGAGCCUGGCAGUGUCACCAUGUUCGCGUAGACUGAUUGCCCGUGCGAACGCUACAGUUUCACAGAAGUUAGAAGCGGAAAGUACUGCUCAUAAACCACACAUAAAAGCAGAUGAUUUGGCACAAGAAAUUCGGCGUGAAAAAAACGAAACCAAGAACAAGGCUAAAGGGACCUUUGACAAGGUAGACCCGCAGUUGUCUCCGGUGCAGAAGAAAGUGCACGAACUGCGGCAGCUGACCCGCCAGCUGCAGGUGGUGCACCCCAAUGUGCUGGCAAAAGCCCUACACAGGGGCCUGCUCUUUCACAACCAGGAGCUCCUCGCCAUCAACAAGCCCUAUGGCGUACCUGUGCACGGUGGACCAGGAGUCAGAAAUAGUAUCUCUGACGUCCUACCCAUCCUAGCCAAGAUGAUUGAUGGAGUGAGGGCGGGACCCGAUUUACACAUCUGCCACCGAUUGGACAAGGAGACAACUGGCACAUUGCUAUUGGCCAAGAGUGAGACGGCAGCCAGUCGCAUCCAAGAACUCUUCAAAAGUCAUCAAGUGGAGAAAAAAUACUGGGUGCUGUGUGUGGGCGUGCCUGUACCGUCUGAAGGACUGAUUGACAUUCCUGUUGUGGAGAAAGCGAUCACUGGCGAUCAGCCCCACUACAAAAUGGCCCUCAGCCCAGUUUACAGGCUGAGAGAAGGAGGAGAGGGAGUGACCCGAAUUCGUGCCAAUCAGCAGGCUCAUGGUGCUGUGACACGCUACAGAGUUCUUGCUAGCUCUGGAGGCUGCAGCCUGGUGGAGCUCCACCCCGUGACAGGUGUGAAGCAUCAGAUCCGGGUUCAUAUGGCCUAUGCUCUCGGCUGCACCAUCCUCGGGGAUCACAAAUACUCCCACUGGAAUAAACUGGCCCCUCAAAAGUUGCCUGAAGGGGUUCUGCGGAGGUUGGGUCUGGAGCAGAGCAAAGCACGGCAUCUUCCCCUCCACCUGCACGCCUCUCAGCUGACUCUGCCUGGGGUCGGAGGUGACGGUGACGUCACAGUCCGGUGCCCCCUGCCAAAGUUCUUCACCAGCUCUCUGCGCAAGCUGCAGAUUGCCCUGCCGGAGAAACCGUAGUUUCCACGUUGACCACUGACCCCGUGUCACUCCUGUCGAUCCUCCCUGAGGUCGGCCUUUACCGGUCAGAGUGAAGGCAUCGAUGGAAUCUGGCCCGCCUGAGAAUGCAUCGCCAGAAAUAAAGCAGAAACUGCGUCAUUCUAAUGUA
This is a messenger RNA of Conger conger (European conger), 1453 nucleotides long. RefSeq names its product RNA pseudouridine synthase D4 (gene rpusd4). Bases 124 to 1305 code for a protein of 393 amino acids. NCBI's taxonomy places the organism in Eukaryota, Metazoa, Chordata, Actinopteri, Anguilliformes, Congridae. The transcript is spliced from 7 exons. Gene Ontology annotation, biological process: pseudouridine synthesis. Gene Ontology annotation, molecular function: RNA binding; pseudouridine synthase activity. The record is from RefSeq and is a predicted model, not a curated record.